GGGCUGCCUGCGGCGCGCCAAGCGCGGCUCCGCCGCCGCCUCCGCCGCUCCUGCUUCCACUUGACGAGGAAGACGGGGGAAGGACGGCGCGGGGCGCGUGGGAGCGCUGGGUCGGAAGCGGCGGGAGGAGACAGGGUAUGCUAUGACGGGCUGCAGGCUGCCUCUUGGUGCUUUUAGAAGUCUAAAUGCAUGGCUUGGACUCUUGGAGAAAUCUCCUUAUAAAAUCUGCACACCUUGGAGGAGGUUUCUUAGUUUUGCAAGCCAACAGCCAGUAACAGCAAUUGCCCCCAGACAUCUCUGCAUUUCUCCCAUUAAAUGUCCUGUAUUUUUAAUACCUUUGCCCCCAAACAUGCCAAAGAUUUCUAUAAGACUCAAGAGCAACAAAAGCUCUCGAAAGAACAUGAGAAGAGCUGUACAAGAGGACACUGAAGAUGAGGAAGAGGAGGAAGAGAAAAGCGAUUCAGAAGAUGAGGAGGAAGAGGAUUCUGCCGUACUGAAAAAUUACAAAGAUCUUGACAAAGUAGUACAGUCUUUCCGGUUUGAUGUAAUAAUGAAAGCAGGUCUAGACAUUGCAAGAAACAAAAUCGAAGAUGCAUUCUACAAUGGUGAGCUCAGGCUGAAUGGAGAGAAACUAUGGAAGAAAAGCAGAUCGGUAAAAGUUGGUGACACGCUGGAUUUCAUCAUUGGAGAGGAUAAAGAAACAGAAUCUGCUGUAGUUAUGAGAGUUGUCUUAAGGAAAGCUUCAGAGAAGAAUGACGAUGAUAAAUACAAAGUGGUGUUGAGGCGCUGGAGAAACUUAAAAGUGCCCAAACAAGAUGUCUUUAAGUGAACCGGGAUUUGCACAUGGUAGUUUCUUUAUAAGCAAUUUCAUUUGUUACACAAUUGAUGAAUUUUGCUGUAACAAAAUUAUUGCACUCUUUAAAAAAACAAUUAUUUAAAUGGGUAUGGGAUGGCAUGCCACUCUCCUUACUAUAAACAUCACUUUUAUUUCUGUGACUGUCAGUUUGUUGCUUUUUCAUACUAAGGGGAGAAACAAUAUUUCUAUGAGAAGAACAAACAAAGGAAUAAAAGGGCAGGCUAAUCUUAAACUAACUCUGCUCUUUUUUGGAUAGCAUGGUUGAGAUCCUAGAGCUGAAAAAACUCCUUGCUUUUUUAUUCCUGUGUAUGUGGUGAUAUCAGUAGCCAGUCACUUCAAAAAGCUGUCUUGUAAAGACAAAAUACCUGGUAGACUGACAGUGCAGGUUUCUAUUGCUAGGGAUAGUGACUGAAUUAACGGCAGUUUCUGGUUGUUCUCCUCUUGUAACUUGUGAGGUCCCUGUGUGAGACGUAGUUGACUCUGCUGGACACUGUGUUUGCACUUCCAAAGCAGAGUUCCUUUACUCAUAGAAUAUGGUGGUGAAAGCAGAAGGAUUUCCUGCUGUUUGAAUCAUUUAUCUCAGGAACUCAUUACAGUGUUUGGCUUAGUAGCAAGCUGUUAGAAAUCUAGUCAUAUACAUCACCCCACAUGAAAGUCCUGUGUCUGCUCCUGUGGGAGCAUAGAACUCUGGAAUACUUAGUUUGCCCUAUUCAUUUCAACACAGUCGGUGGCUCUGCAUAGGUAUCCUUUAUAUGCACAGAGCAGUUGUCACCACGGAAGUAAAUACAGCAAUUCAGAUGCACGUUGGUACAACCAAGAGUCUAUGUCACGGGCUACAUGUCCAUGAAUUUUGGUGUAUAUUAGUUUUGUGCUACCAAGUGCAAAAUGUCUACAUUUUGGUACAGGCAGCUUAAGAUCUUACAUUUCAGUGUUGUGAAUACAGAUGUUUGCUUGUGGAACACAACUCUUACUCUCUUUGACAGACUUAUGUGUUGCUCCUCAAAUCUGCUGUGGAGGGUUCCUCAGAUCUAGAGCUGAGUUUGGGAAGGGUGCAGGAAGAAUCAAUCCUUUUCUGCUCCACUGAUGGACGACAUCCACUGGAAUAGGGACAUUAGUUUGCAUUCACCCUUAUUGUUCCCAUUUAUUAAUUUGGACAUGCAGCUUUAGUAAACAUCUGUAGAAAUUAGUUUACUUCCAUAAACAGUGUAGGUUUAGCAACCAGUUAAGGAAGUGCUAGAUCAUAAGGCCAAUUAUGUGAAAAGAUAAUGGUCUUAUCUCCUAAACCGGUGUGAUAUAGGAAAGCAAAAUAAAGGCUUUUCCAAGUUAAAGGUAAGUAUUGCUUUUUCACCCUGGGAAUUUUUUUUCUUUAAUAUUAUUAUAACCUUUGUCAAUACAAUGUUGUGGAUGCCUUCAAAUGACAUUUAUCGCCAUGUGAAAAUUCCUGAUGUUUAAUACUAGCUUAAUAAAGCCCAACAAAAUUUAA
Varanus komodoensis (Komodo dragon) is the source of this 2339-nucleotide messenger RNA. RefSeq names its product mitochondrial transcription rescue factor 1 (gene MTRES1). Bases 143 to 829 code for a protein of 228 amino acids. NCBI's taxonomy places the organism in Eukaryota, Metazoa, Chordata, Lepidosauria, Squamata, Varanidae. The transcript is spliced from 4 exons. The record is from RefSeq and is a predicted model, not a curated record.